This is a messenger RNA of Oncorhynchus masou masou (cherry salmon), 1669 nucleotides long. Its product is annotated as zinc-binding protein A33-like. Gene Ontology annotation, cellular component: cytoplasm. The transcript is spliced from 6 exons. The record is from RefSeq and is a predicted model, not a curated record. Gene Ontology annotation, molecular function: protein binding; ubiquitin protein ligase activity; zinc ion binding. The coding region runs from base 1 to 1407 and encodes 468 amino acids. Gene Ontology annotation, biological process: protein ubiquitination. NCBI's taxonomy places the organism in Eukaryota, Metazoa, Chordata, Actinopteri, Salmoniformes, Salmonidae.
AUGACUUCCAGGCACCAGGAAGACAAUCUCUCCUGCCCCCUCUGUGGAAUUAUCUUCAACCAGCCCGUUGUGCUCUCCUGCAGACACAGGUUCUGUAAAACAUGCCUUCAAGACAGCUGGAGUACCCAGGACAGUGAGGACGACUGCCACUUCUGCCCUCUAUGCUGCAGACGUUCUUCCAUGAAUGAGAUUGUGGUAAACACCAUUCUGGAGAAGACCUGCGAGUCCUUCAGGAAGGAGAUGAGCAGCAGGAAUAACCCUAUGGGGUGUAAGGAACACGGAGAGACACUCUCACUCUUCUGUCUGGACGAUCUGCAGCCCAUCUGUGUUGCGUGCCAGACGGUACACAAGGGGCACAGGGUCUACCCCAUUGGGGAAGGUGCACACGACUGUAAGGAGGAACUCAAAACUGCAUUGACCCCAUUGAAGGAGAAGCUGCAGCUGUUCAAGAAGGCUAUGGUCGUCUGUGAUCAAACGGCAGAGCACAUCAAGAACCAGGUUGAGCAUACUGAAAGGCAGAUAAAGGAUGAGUUUGAAACCCUUCGCCAAUUCCUGAGAGAUGAGGAGGCAGCCAGAUUGAAUGCUCUGAAGGCAGAGGAGGAUCAGAAGAGUCUGCUUCUAAAGGAGAAGAUUGAGGAGAUGUCCAACGAACUGACGUCCCUCUCAAACACCAUCAGAACCGUAGAGCAAGAGAUGAGGUCUCAGGACAUCCCAUUCUUACAGAGCUACAAGGAUAUCAUCAAGAGAACCUGGCAUAUGCCGCUGGAUCCAAAGAUGAUUCCUGGAACUCUGAUUGAUGUGGCAAAGCACCUGGGUUCUGUAAAGUUCAACAUCUGGGACAAGAUGAAGAGCAUCAUUCAAUAUACUCCUGUGACUCUGGACCCCAACACAGCCGCUAGCUGCUUCAUCCUGUCUGAGGAUCUAACUGUGGUCCAGUGCUGCUCCCAGGUCUUCAAGCUCCCAAACAACCCCGAGAGGUUUGACAUCAGUGCUGAGUUACUGGGCUCCGAGGGGUUCUGCUCUGGCCGUCACAGCUGGGAGGUAGAGGUAAAGGCUAACACAUACUGGGUGGUAGGCGUGGCCAGCGAGUCCAUCAACAGGAAGGGCAAGCACGUGCUGACGCCAGCCGAGGGCUUCUGGACUAUACGCUUCCGCAACGGCGAGCACAAGGCGUGCACGGCACCGUGGGCGCCCUUGACCAUGAUGAGGAAGGAGCCGCAGGUCAUCAGGGUGGUGUUGGACAUGGACAGGGGCAAGGUGACCUUCUUUGACCCUCGGGAGAGGACGCCCCUCUAUACGUUUACAGACCUCAUCUCACCCCGGGUGUUUCCGUACUUCUGCACUGCCUGUAAGGAACACCCACUGAGACUGCUGCCCGUCAGGCUGUCUGCUGCUGUGGUGCUCUAGAGGGCUCAUUACUAACAAGCAGUGGAGGCUCAAUUACUUACAGAUAGAUCCAGUUGAGUUUACUACCUAGUCCAAGAUGAUGAAGGCUGAUCACUUGGGACAGUCUGGAAUAAAGCAUGUAAUGGUCUUAUGUUUGUGAGUAUUAUGUGUCUACAGAUGAUAUACACUGAGUAUACCAAACAUUAGGAACAACUUCCUAAUAUUGAGUUGCACCCCUUUUGUCCUCAGAACAGCCUCAAUUCGUCAGGGCAUGGACUCUACA